AAAGUUUCUGAGCGGCCGAUUACGAUGGGUGAGGUUAAGACCGCAGCUGAGACUGGUUGCCUCGUCGAGCUCUUCGGGACGGGUACUGCAUGCGUCGUCACUCCUGUGGAGAAAAUUGGAUACCUCGGUAGCGACGUAGUCAUCCCUACGGGCGAGGACGGGAUGGGUCCAUUGUCGAGGCCACUCUGGACUGAGCUCACGGGCAUUCAGACGGGUGAGAUUGAGAGCGAGUGGAACUUUGUGGUCACCAAGUAGAGAGAUUGUAAAUCUGAUUGAUCAGCUUGGGAUCCAUUGGUUCUUGGUGUCUAUCAGCUCAUAGCUUUUAGGGCAGUAUGAAGGCUCCCCUAUCGAUUCGAGCAUAUCCAUAUGCCAGACGAGCGCAGCUGCUCCCCAGGCUAUGUCCGACACCGUUUCGCCAGCUGUUCUCGUCCUUGUCUCGCGAUGUUGAAGCUGCGCUAGUCGCUGACCAGCGCCCUCCUGGGGAACUUGGCAGAUUCGUCAGAGAGUAUGAGCAACGUUCUGCAACAGUCCUUCAAUCCCAGUUGCCGAUAGAACACAUCCCUUGUCCGACCAGGAAGGUCGACGUCAGCUCACCCGACUCCGGGUCGGUGCUUAUCGUGCACGCGUUGGACUGUGGUCGGGCUGGUGUGAAGAAAACAAUCGGAAGUGGUUUUGCCAUACAACCACGUCCUGCCAGUUCGUUGGGCGAGGACACAACGGUGCUGACUUGUGCACACACGCUAGAAGAGAUCGUUCAAAUCGCGUCUUCGCACUCAGAGUCAGAUCAGGAUCGUGACGAUAAACACCCGUACUCUCGCUCAGGCAGUUGGGUGAUAUCAGAAGUUGAUGGACAAUCCACUAUGGAACCUCUCCGCUCCGUACUGUCUGCUGUACGGCACGCGGAUCUCCUCCUCCUAUCCGUGCGGAGUCGCUUGCCCCUGCGUACCCUCCCCGUCUCGCCUUUCCCUGCGACCGUCGGCUCGACUGUGUACGUUCACUUUGUGUUGGCCGAGAAACCUGAAUCCGUUGACCACGAGUGGUUUCCCUGGGUCGGAGGAACAUGGAGGACUUGGAUGCCCUGCACGGUGACAGGCUACAAGGACCGUCGAGGAAGAGUUGCCCAGGUAUGUUUCCAGCAAGCAUUUAGCUCACGCUAUAACCGCAACUAACGAUGAUAUAUUGUCCUGAACCCAGGCCGGAACGUACGACGAACUAACACAGAUGACCUUCCACCCGGCGCCGCCUCCAGGUUCCAGUGGCGGGCCCAUCGUCAACGAGUGUGGGACUGUUGUUGGCGUCACGCUUGGAUCGAUGAGAGAAUAUGGCCAGCCGCAACACCAAGGAUGGGGAGUGCCAGCGCAAGAUAUUUACGAGGUGAGCCAGAUCAUCGUUGUCC
Messenger RNA from Pisolithus orientalis, 1396 nucleotides. RefSeq lists its product as uncharacterized. NCBI's taxonomy places the organism in Eukaryota, Fungi, Basidiomycota, Agaricomycetes, Boletales, Pisolithaceae. The coding region runs from base 333 to 1169 and encodes 278 amino acids. The record is from RefSeq and is a predicted model, not a curated record. The transcript has 2 exons.